Molecule: messenger RNA, 297 nt
Organism: Protopolystoma xenopodis
Lineage: Eukaryota; Metazoa; Platyhelminthes; Monogenea; Polystomatidea; Polystomatidae
Source: the annotation of a GenBank genome assembly
CAAUUAGAGCUCUUUUCCAAGGGCCAGGUGGACGCUAUCCAAGAAGAAAAUGAACAGGGUGAAGAUCCUGAUGCCAUAAUUGUGCCCGACGAGGAAGUUAUUGGUUCUGGAGUUCCUUCGGGUCCUGGAGGUAGCGGUGGAAAUGACGGUGUAACUGGUGCAGGUGGGUCUUCAGCUGCUGGCUCCAGUUCUAUCUGCGGCGCUAGUGUUGUCGGAAGUUCUUCAGGCCUCGGAUUAGGAAAGCUCUCGGAGACAGAUAUGAAACGUUUGGCUAUUAAAAAACGACGACUCAGAUAG